CGAUCGACGCAACUCUAUCCAUGGACGUCCAGACCGAUCCUAUGAAUCGAGAGAGUAAGCGGGGCAAUUUUAUUCAAACAAGUUCUUCUUCCGCCGCCGCCGCCGAUUUAGUCACCCUCGUUAGGUCCCUGCCUCCAGAAAUUAUUACAGAAAUUUUAAGCAGACUUCCAGUCAAAUCACUUCUCCGAUGCAGGUGCGUCUCCAUAUCUUGGAAUGCUUUGAUUGCUGAUCCCAUAUUCGUGAAGAAGCAUCUCAAAGCUUCUCAGAAUGAAGAACAACUUCUUAUCAGAUAUUCUCAAUGGGUUCGUACUAGUGAUGUGAAAUCUGUUUACAUCUCAGAUGUUCUGAAUGAAGAGUUUCCAACUGAACUUUCAUUAAAUUUUCCAAAGAAAUACUCAAAAUCUGAUAUAUGGAUCAUUGGCUCAUGUAAUGGGCUAGUUUGUGUAGUUAUUGAUCAAGCUAAGAUACUUUUAUGGAAUCCAUCAACUAGGGAAUCCAAGAAACUUCCCAGUUGCGGUUAUAAAGAGCGUGCAAGUCGGUUUAUUGCAUAUGGGUUUGGCUAUGAUGAACGUAAUUCCGACUACAAGGUGAUCGUUAUUAACUGUAAAUCAACAAAUUUCACUGGCCCUUUCUCAACUCAAAUAAAGAUUUACGGGUUGAAGAGUGGUUCAUGGAGGAAGGUUAAGAAUUACCCUCAAUUCUGUCCGUUGGGUGAUAUGGGAAUGUUUGUGAAUGGAACACUUCACUGGGGAGCAAGUAUUGAUACAGGGAUCAAUAGUUAUCAGAGUAUCCUUACUUUCGAUAUGUCCGAAGAAACCUUUUCUGAAAUAUCACAACCCUGUUUUGGGGAAUCGGUUUUGGAUUCUGUGAUAUGGGUUUUAAAUGGAUGCCUCUGUAUGCUAAUUAACUAUCAUGAUGAGAGGAAAUUUGACUUAUGGAUAAUGAAAGAUUAUGGAAAAACUGAAUCUUGGACUAAGUUGUUUUCAUUACCCUUUCCAGAGGGUCGAAUGAAUUUUCAGUUUACACCAUUGUAUAUUACCAAGAAAAAUGAAAUCCUUAUGUUGUUUGGAAAACAAUUGGUGCUGUUUCAUGUGGAGAAUAAAGUGAUCACAAUUUCUUAUCCUGGCCUUAAAAAUGCACACAAACGUUGCCUUGAAGCUCUCACUUAUACGGAGAGCCUAGUCUCGCCUUCUCCUGAAUGA
Messenger RNA from Impatiens glandulifera, 1202 nucleotides. Its product is annotated as F-box/kelch-repeat protein At3g23880-like. The coding region runs from base 21 to 1202 and encodes 393 amino acids. Gene Ontology annotation, molecular function: protein binding. The transcript has a single exon. Lineage: Eukaryota; Viridiplantae; Streptophyta; Magnoliopsida; Ericales; Balsaminaceae. The record is from RefSeq and is a predicted model, not a curated record.